Molecule: messenger RNA, 1209 nt
Organism: Microthlaspi erraticum
Lineage: Eukaryota; Viridiplantae; Streptophyta; Magnoliopsida; Brassicales; Brassicaceae
Source: the annotation of a GenBank genome assembly
AUGGGUUCUUGGAUAUUCAAGUUACUGCUGCCGACACUUGUGCUUGUGUUGUUGAUUCAUCAUGCUGGUUCGAGCUCUAUCAUCAGAUAUCUUCCUGGUUUUGAAGGCCUUCUUCCUUUUGAGCUUGAAGCCGGGUAUCUUGGUGUUGGUGAGGCAGAGCAAGAUCAAAUGUUCUACUACUUCAUCAAAUCUGAGAACAAACCAGAAGAAGACCCUCUCCUUCUCUGGUUAACUGGAGGACCUGGCUGCUCUUCUUUCUCUGGUCUUGCUUAUGAGAAUGGGCCUAUUACUUUCAAGGUUGAGGCCUACAAUGGAACUAUCCCCUCUUUGGUCUCUACUACAUAUUCAUGGACUAAGGUGGCAAAUAUAAUAUAUUUGGACGCUCCUGUUGGGGCUGGUUUCUCCUACACAAAAAAUCCAUGCACAGGAAACUCUUACUCCGGCAAGGUGGUUCCGGCCAUCGUUCAAGAAAUAUCAAAUGGAAAUUGUAUAUGCUGCAAACCUCAAAUAAACCUUCAGGGCUACGUGCUCGGAAACCCGUUAACAGACUUAGAUUUUGAUAGAAACGCUCGCAUUCCAUUUGCUCAUGGAAUGGCACUCAUCUCUGAUGAACUCUAUGAGUCGUUGACCAGAAGCUGCGGAGGAAAUUAUUUUAAUGCGGAUCCUCUUAACACGGAAUGCGUAAAAGAAGUUGAAGAAUUCAAGAAGUGUAUUUCUAGAAUAUAUCCCGCAUUUAUUCCAUUAUCAGAAUGUGACGAAACAUCUCCUGAUUGCUAUACAAAUAGGUUUUUGCUAUCCGAAUACUGGGCUAAUAACGAGACCGUACGCAGAGCACUUAAAGUGGUCGAGGGGACUAGGGAGAAAUGGCAACGAUGUGAUGAGGAUCUUCUGUAUAAUCGAGACAUAAAAACCACCAUACCAUACCAUAUGAAUAACAGCAUCAAAGGCAUUCCAUCUCUCAUCUUCUGCGGUGAUCAGGAUAUGCAAAUCCCUUUCAUAUCACCUCGAGCAUGGAUAAAGUCUCUAAACUAUUCCGUUACUGAGAAAUGGAGGCCAUGGAUGAUACAAGAUAAAGUCGCUGGAUACACCACGACUUAUGCUAAUAAGAUGACAUUUGCCACUGUGAAAGGAGGUGGGCACACGUUAGGGUAUAAACCAGAUGAUAGCUCGAUCUUGUUUAAGAGGUGGAUUAGUGGCCAACCUCUUUAA